CCUUUUCUAGGGUUAGGGCUUGAAAUGAGAACCUAAAAGAAAGCUCUUUGCUUCAAUUCACUCUCUGCCUUCCCCUUUCCUUCUCUUAUUUUUGCUAGAAUUAUAGCCUAGUUAAGUGAGAAUAAUUCGACAAUUAUUAAGCCAUACCCUUUGAAAAGAUUAAGAGAAAGAAUUGAAAAGGGCAGCUAGAGAGAAGGCAGGAUAGGGAGUUGCAAAAUGAGGAAGAGACAAGUAGUGGUGAGAAGAGAAGAACCAUCAAGGAGUUCAUCCACUACCUCAGCUUUCACGGUCCGAAGUGUUAGAUACGGAGAGUGUCAAAAGAAUCAUGCUGCUAAUGUUGGAGGUUAUGCUGUCGAUGGUUGCAGAGAGUUCAUGGCUAGUAAUGGUGAAGAAGGUACAACUGCUGCACUCACUUGUGCUGCUUGUGGCUGCCACAGGAACUUCCACAGAAGGGAAGUUGAAACUGAGCAGGUAGUUUGCGAUUGUUCUUCACCCUCUUCAAACGGGAAUUGAAUACCAAUUUCAAUCUCUCUUCUCUAUAAAUUUAUAAGUAUGGAGGUUCUUGAUUGUGUGUAGUAUUUUGACUUCUAAUUUUCUUGCUUGAUUGGGUUUGAAAUUAUGGGUGUUGUAUUCGUAUAGUUUCUAGGGUUAAUCGAACAUGAUAAAACCUUUUGAAUCGUGUAUGAAGGAAGCAAAGAGGAAAUCGUGAGAGUGUGGUGUGUAAUUUAUGACUGAAUUAAGAACACCAUAGGACAAAUUGGUGGACUAGCUUAUAUUAAGCUUCAUAAAAUUUGAGAAAAUAAGCUUUGUGUUCCAGCAUCUUCUGCUGUUUUUAAUUUUAUAUAUGAUUUCUUUUGAAAGAGUUCUCCAGUGAUGAGAGUUGAGAAUUUGAUUAUGAAUAUCAGAUAAUAUUACUUCUCUA
Ricinus communis (castor bean) is the source of this 922-nucleotide messenger RNA. RefSeq names its product mini zinc finger protein 2. The transcript has a single exon. The coding region runs from base 217 to 513 and encodes 98 amino acids. The record is from RefSeq and is a predicted model, not a curated record. Gene Ontology annotation, cellular component: nucleus. NCBI's taxonomy places the organism in Eukaryota, Viridiplantae, Streptophyta, Magnoliopsida, Malpighiales, Euphorbiaceae. Gene Ontology annotation, molecular function: DNA-binding transcription factor activity; transcription cis-regulatory region binding. Gene Ontology annotation, biological process: regulation of developmental process; regulation of DNA-templated transcription.